CACACGACAACCUUGGUGGGAAUACAGGCAACUCCAACUAAGACUGCAACCCGUACYGUGGUUUUGAUUCGUUGUGAGCAGCAAACACAUACCUUGUAGUUCACGAACAUUCGCAAGGAAACAUUCACAGCUCUUUGUUUCAGAGUGUCACGCACCUCGAGAACCAUUUUGUUAGAGUWAUCGAAUCUCUGAGCACCUAGGAGGUCUUGCAUCGAGCACGAUUGAAACGGUUCGACUCAAUAGGAUARCAUAGCGAUAGAUCGAAACGCAACAAUAGAAACGUUGUUGACACCUAGGAGUGCAAACCUCCGGAUUUUGUCUCUAAUUCCAGAAGACCUUCCAAACAACACUAGGAGUCCCAACAGAGGAUAAUUUYCCUCUCUAGUGAAUCGCAAGCUCUAAAUCUGUACGACAGAAAUUAACGAUCARUACUCGUAGCCGGGCGUACGAAAACGAUGAAACGAACACACAACACCAACAGCGGCUUCAGAAUGGCGUCUUCCUGCUUGCUUCUCGGAUUGGUUCUUUUGGCAUCUGUGAGCUCUCUCGCAAAGGCCGAGUCGGAAGAAAGUCACUCUUUGCUGCGAGGACGAAACCUUAUCAUCGGAGGAGGCACGACUGGGGACCGGUUUCCCUAUUACGUUGCCCUGAAGGAUGCCAACAGAGAAAUCCAGUGCGGGGGGACUCUGAUCGCACCCGACAUCGUUCUGACUGCGGCUCACUGCAGGAAGUAAGUAGGAACACAACCAUUUCUGCUCUGUGUAUUAUCGAUGAUUUCCUUUGCAAGAUUGGAAGCAGAGAUCAGUUAUUCCUUUCCUGUGUGACGAUUCGAUGAUGGUUUUGGCAGCCGCACCUCUACCACGAACGGGAUUGGGUCCCGGUUCUUUCUAUCGAAAUCUCUCUUUUUUUCUAUCAAACUAUGAACCGCAACCGUUUCCUUCGACCGUGCUGCUUGUGCUCACUUUUUGCCUUGUCCACCAUGCCUUUGUUUCCCGUUCAUCGCAUCGUAUCCACAAUCGAUUCAGUUCCGAUUUGAUAUACGCAGACGUUGGCAAGUAUUCGAACAUCGAAGAGGAUGGGGACGAAGAAAUUGAAAUCGUGGAUCCCUUGUUGAUGAAGUCCGCUGCAGCUACUGGGGGCACCGUCGGCAUGCUGGAAUCCUCCGGUGCGGCUACCAUCGACAAGUCCGGCUUCAUCCAUCCCCAGCAUGACUUACAGAAACGAUCCUACGACGUAAUGCUCAUGAAGCUCAAGAAGCCAGCUCUCGGMAGAAAAUUGAUGAAGAUCAACGAAGACCCCGCAUUUCCCGUGAAGCAGGCCGGCGGCCGAAACGAAAUCACCAUCAUCGGGAUGGGCACCACAUCCACGAACGGAUUUGCGCCCAAGCCGGACGAACUKAAACAGGUGCACGUGGACUACCUUACCUACGAGGAGUGCAUUAAGACCAACAGCUUCAAUCUCAAUUAUAAAUUUGAACUCYUUCCGCACAUGAUGUGCACGUUUGGAUCGGGAAUAUACUCCCAGCGUGGGCAGUGUUAUGGAGAUUCCGGAGGUGAGUGCAUUUUGCGUUGAAGUUGCUCGUUUCGUCGUUCUUUUUUUCGUGUGUCGCUUUUCUCCACGGACUUUCAMUGUCUGCAGACCCAAAAAACCAACCCGUGUUGUCUUUCUUACGUAUUUUUCMCUGAUCUGCAGGACCUUACAUCGUCAAGGGAAGGUCUGCCGCUGAGGAUACUCAGGUGGCGGUUGUCUCGUGGGCGGUCAACUGCGCAAGCGAUGUCUUUCCCAUGGUGGGGUCACGAACCAGCGACCCACACACCCUGAAGUUCAUCAAAGAAGUUACCUGUUCYAUGUCGACAAUGCCUCCCCAGGGCUUGUGUAGCGAGGAAAACAACGGCGCCAGCAAUCUAUCGAGCCGACUCAAUGUUCCGAAYGGAGUAACCGUUUCUGUUCGCAUCUUUGCAGAUCCGUUCGGCCACGAACUCAAGUGGCAGCUCGUGGACCGAUCGGACGAGAAGCUUGUUUACGCCGAAAUCCCUUACGGAAUGAUCAGCGGAGACCACUUGUUUCAGGACGUUGUGGUCCCCGCCGGCGGAGAGCUCAAAUUCAAGAUCGAUGACGCCGCUCAGGACGGAAUUUUUGGAGACUCCGAUGCCAUUCUUUACGAAAUCGUCCUCCAAGACCAGAACACAAACAAYGAAAUCAUCAUGGUGGAAGGAAAUGGUAAAUUUGGGAAUUCCAAAGAGGAGGAUUUCCGUGUUCCGCUGGUUGGCGAGAAUACGGCUGCUUAUUUCCGUGCCGCUAACGAAGACGUGGCUUCGGAUCGAUAUGCAUCCGUCACCGGUCCUACCGCCCCCUUGAAAAUAUACAUCAAGUUUGCUGACUACCAUGAAGAUACCGCCUGGAAGGUUACUUCGGUCGAUGGGACGAAAAUCUUUGCCUCGAAGAAUGCUAACAGUUAUCGCUUAGGGGACGAUGUUACGGAAGAAGUGGAUCUUCCGGCCGGCCAGUACAGAUUCACCAUAUCCGAUCGUCGAGGCACGGACGAGUACCGAGCGUUCAAGUUCUACCAGCUUUCGUACCUCGACAGGAAGAYGCAACGAAGCGGUCUGACCGGUGGAGAAACGAUUGUCUAUACAAGCGAUGGCACCUUCGAGGGCGAAAGUAUUAGCCACGACUUUGUGAUCCCGGUUGCAGCAGUUGACGAUUCGUCUUCGUAUUCCAGCUCGCCGGCGGACCAAGGAAUUAUUUUUGGCGAACUGGACUUGAUGGACGAGGCCCAAGAAGCMCCAGCCGUAAAGGUUGAAGAAAAACCCUCCGAAAUGRCUCAAGACGAAGAAAUCUGCACAGGUGUAGCUGACGGGGAUUACUGUGUAUCAAAUGCUAGUUGCUGCAGUAAGUUCUGCAGGGGAUUUCGAUGCCAACCCGACCCUAACGUGAAAGCCCCUGUUUCAACUGUGACCGGACGCCAGCGAGUCAAGACUGGAAGCUACGGUGGGUACGGUGGGUCUAGCCGGGGAGGAGGGUACGCUCGGGCUUAAUGGCGGAAGAAUGUCUUMCAUGGUUGUAUUGAGCGAUAGAUGCACGCCUCGYGAUUCAGCACCUUUUCGACAUCUACACAUCAAUAAUCAUUCACACGCCCAGAGAGUCGCAAUCAUAWAAGCUUCCUCAGAAACAACCACARAAAGACACUCCAUUGAAUUUAGACACUUUCUCCUAGAUAGAAGAAUGAAUGGACGGUUUCAUCCGACCGACAAAAGAAGUAAGAGGGAAGUUCGGGUUUCACUUUCCAACAAUAUCAAGAAACACAUUCGAAGCAGGCAGCGCGUAGGACUGACGCCGGUGUGCCACUGCAAUUUCAAUAUAGAGAACGAAGUUCAUGCAUGUAUUUUAUCAAAAUCACUACAAAUCAAAACAAACAUCCGAAUACAACUAAUAACAAUAAAAGUUUAAAAUCCUUAAAAGAGCAAAUAAAUCCAAGAAUACUGU
Messenger RNA from Pseudo-nitzschia multistriata, 3486 nucleotides. Lineage: Eukaryota; Bacillariophyta; Bacillariophyceae; Bacillariales; Bacillariaceae. The record is from the annotation of a GenBank genome assembly.